This is a messenger RNA of Volvox carteri f. nagariensis, 1545 nucleotides long. RefSeq lists its product as uncharacterized. Bases 231 to 1022 code for a protein of 263 amino acids. The transcript has 5 exons. Lineage: Eukaryota; Viridiplantae; Chlorophyta; Chlorophyceae; Chlamydomonadales; Volvocaceae. The record is from RefSeq and is a predicted model, not a curated record.
AACAAGUGCUCCCCCCAAUAAACAAAUAUGACAAUAUAGCAAACUAUCUGGCAGAUCGGCCUAAAUAACGUAAGACUGCAUCUAAGUCUGUGCGUCCUCUAUCCCAGUUCCUCCAUCAGCUUCUAGAAUCCCAUCAGCAUAUUUGAGCGAUAAAAGAAAUAUUAUAGUAAUUGGGGGUAAAAGUGACGUUUUCGCAUCCUGAUUUCCGUCAUUCCUGAGUUUCUUCAGCCAUGUCUGGAGUUAAAGCUUGUUUGCAACCAACCGAAGGUCCUGCUUGUGUGGGUAGAGAGUUGUAUGGAGAAAUUCGAGGCAGCAGUCCGAACUGGAGCAACAACUUUUGUGACAAAGGGAGGUCACACCUGUCAGGCCCUGCCUCAGACUUGGGCUCGAGGGGACUGGCAGCGUGGGACAAAGCUCCCGCUCCCCGAGAUCCUGGAUUGCGGCGGCAUUAUGAGCAAGUAUGCUCCAGCAGUUACUCCGAGCCAACCGUGGUGGGAGGCCACGGCUCUUAUUACGGCCGGCGAACCAUGGGGGACGACACCGAGUCGACGACUUACCGGCGGACGCUGAAGCACAUACCGGAGCCGGUGCGGCCUGAACGGCCGGAGGAUGAAGUGCGCUACCGCCCGGCGGGGGCAAUCCCAGAACCGCCGCUACCGCGACUGGGCCGGCCGGAUGGCAUCACCGGGCUGCGGGAGACCGACAAGGAGGUUAAUUUUGAGGCGACGAUGGGGCGCAAGGUCCGGGUUGGGCAGGAUAGCUAUCGUGGUUCGGGGCGGGCAGGGGACCGCAGCCUGGUGUACGGCGCGCCGCAGCGCGUGGAGGAUGACCCGUCGUACUAUCGGUCCAUGAAGGACGCGCCAACAUUUGUGCGAUUUUGCAACAGCCUGCCACCAAAGCCGGCUGUCAGUCCGCACCAGCGGCGGGACGAAGGCGCGCGGCGGCAGGCGGAGCAAGAAAGGCGGCGCGAGGCUGCUCUUGUGUCGACGCUAACAAUUGAGGGAGUGCCGGAUGAUGAUUGAGGGGGCCUGAGAGGUGACAAGGUUUAGUGUCAGCAGGAGAAGGGAAAGCAUAGCUUGCUUUCUCUAACGAUUGUGUUUUUGGCAUGCCGGGGUUUGGAUUUGGAUGAGGCGCUGGAAGGAGGCCAGAGGAGGGUGCACGAGAGAGCGUAGGGGCUGGUGCGGGCCAUGAAGUAUAUUGGGUAGAUGCAAUUACAGAUAGAACUAUAAUAAUUGUUAGGUUCGCGGCGUCGGGUUUUGCAUUGGGCUCGCUGUGCUGCACGGCAUGUUGGGUUACCCGAAACCGGAGCUGUCGCCACGCCGUCAUGCGGCUUCAUUCGACAGAGCUCGCACCAUUCCGAUUUUCCAUUUACUCCUUGUUCAAUCUACACUUGUAUGUACACACACUUCCAUUUGGGUGUGCUUUUCACGGUAGUUCGAGCGCUUGCCUACAUAACGCAGCUCACAAGAUAGCAAACGGUUAUGCCUUAGGCCUGAACAGUGGACUUAUGAACGAGAGCAAACUGUAAAUUACAUAGGCGCCCAA